Messenger RNA from Hyla sarda, 782 nucleotides. RefSeq names its product thioredoxin-like. NCBI's taxonomy places the organism in Eukaryota, Metazoa, Chordata, Amphibia, Anura, Hylidae. The record is from RefSeq and is a predicted model, not a curated record. Gene Ontology annotation, molecular function: protein-disulfide reductase activity. The coding region runs from base 267 to 590 and encodes 107 amino acids. The transcript has 5 exons.
ACAAGAAAUGGCUUCACUUCCCGUAGUUGCACAUCCUCAGCCCACCCUGGCCUCCUAUAACCCCGCCCCAGCAGCCUCCCCUAACCCAACGGUUCUCUAUGCGACCAUCAGUCUGCUGAACAACUGCCACGCCUACCCCCUUACACACGACUUAGUGGUAGCCCCGCCCCGUCCCCUGGUCACGCCCACUACACCCAUCCUAUUUACUGUCCGUACGGCCGCUUUCUAUCACUCUUCUUGCCUGUCUGCUCCCGGUCAUUGUCACCAUGGUCCGAUUUAUCGAGAGUCUGGAGGAAUUCAAAGCUGCCCUGAAAGAGGCUGGUGACCAACUUGUAGUUGUUGACUUCACAGCCACAUGGUGUGGGCCCUGCAAAAUGAUUGGACCUUUCUUUGAUGAGCUGAGUAAGAAAUACACCAAUGUUGUUUUUCUUAAAGUGGAUGUGGAUGAUGCACAGGAUGUAGCUUCCUACUGUGAUAUCAAGUGUAUGCCAACAUUUCACUUCUAUAAGAAGGAAAAUCGGGUGGAUGAAUUUAGUGGCGCCAACAAGUCUAGUUUGGAGGAGAAGUUGGUACAACUGAGUAAAGCGUAAUGGCGGUCUGUGUGUAUUCAUUUAUCUUCUGUACAUUAAGACCACAUAAAAAAAUAAAAAAAAUACUUAUAUAUAUAUAUGAAGGAAACUGUAUCUAUUCCUCGCUAGCAUUUCAGUUAUUCCUUUUAUUGUACUGUAAAUGGAGUGGACCCAAGGACAUGAGUUAAAUAAAAUGGCUGCUAGACUCCAAUA